Molecule: messenger RNA, 3069 nt
Organism: Myotis daubentonii (Daubenton's bat)
Lineage: Eukaryota; Metazoa; Chordata; Mammalia; Chiroptera; Vespertilionidae
Gene: TMEM269
Product: transmembrane protein 269
Source: RefSeq, a predicted model, not a curated record
AGUACUUAGACAGAAAUUCAUAGCAUUACAUCCAUAUACUAAAAGAGAAAUCUGCUCUGCAACAGACUACAUCAAGAGAAUUAGAAGACAGACCUGGCUAGGUGGCUCAGUUGGCUGUAACAUCAUCCUGUACACCGAAAUAUUGCAGGUUUGAUUCCUAGUCAAGGCACAUAGCUAGGUUGUGGGUUCGAUCCCUGUUGGGGCACAGGAGGCAACCAAUUGGUGUUUCUCUCGCAUAUUGAUUUUUUACUCUCUCUCACUUCCUCUCUCUAAAAUCAAUAAAAACAUAUCCUCAGGUGAGGAUUAAAAAGAAGAAGAAGCAAAGAGAAUUAGAAGACAAGCCACAGACUGGGAGAAAAUAUUUGCAAAAGAUAAAUUGGAUAAGGGAUUAUAAAACCUAACAAUAGGAAAAUAACCCAAUUAAAAAGAUGCUUAACAUCAUAUGUCAUCAGGAAAAUAUAAAGUAAAACAAGUGAAAUACCACUACAUACCUAUUACAAUAGCCAGAGUCCAGAGCACUGACAAUAGCAAAUGCUGGUGAGGAUGUGGAACAAUAGGAAUUCUCAUUCAUUGCUGGUGGGAAUGUAAAAUAGUGCAGCCACUUUGGAAGAUAGUUUGGCAGUUCCUUACACACUAACAUACUCUUACUAUAUGACCUAGUAAUCACACUCCUUGGUAUUUAUUCAAAUGAAUUGAAAACUAUGUCCAAAAAUCUAUACUUGGAUGUUUAUGGUCUUUUAUUCAUAAUUGCCAAAACAUGGAAGCAACCAAGAUGUCCUCCACUUGGUGAAUGGAUAAAAAAAAUCUGUGGUACAUCCAGACAAUGGAAUAUUAUUUAGUGCAAGAAGGAAAUGAAUUAUCAAGCCAUGAGAAAACAUGGAGGAAACUUAAAUGCAUGUUAUUAAAUGAAAGUAGCUAAUCUGAAAGGCUACAUAGUCGGAAAAAAAAAUAUGGAGAGAAUAAAAAGAUCAGUGGUUGCCAGAAAGGAUAGGGGGCUUGCGGAGGACACGAAUCAGUAGAGCACAGGAUUUUUAGGAGAGUGAAACUACUUUAUAUGAUAUUAUAAUGAUGGGUAUAUGUCAUUAUACCUUUGCCCAAAUCCAUGGAAUGUACACCACCAAGAAUGAAUCCUAAGGUAAACUAUGGACUUUGGCUGAUUAUGAUGCAUCAAUGUAGGUUCAUCCUUGGUUAUGUACCAAGAAACAGAAUAUACCAUUCUGGUGAGUGAUGUUGAUAAUGGGGAGACUAUGCAUAUGUGAGAGGUGGAGAAAUAUGGGAAAACUCUGCACUUUCCUUUUAAUUUUUUUUUAUAAACCUAACAUUCUCGAAAAAUAGUUUUAAAAAAAUUAAAAAGAAGGAAGACCUAAAAUCACUAACCUGAGCUUCCACUGUAGGAAACUAGAAAAAGAUGCGCAAAUUAAAUCUUAAAGUAAGAGAAAGAAGUAAAAAAUAAAAAUUAGAGCAGAACUCAGUGAAAUUGAAAACAAGUAAUUAAUAGGGAAAAUCAAUGAAACAAAAAACUGGUUCUUUGAAAAGAUCAAUAAAAUUGAAUAGCCUCUAGCGAGGCUAACCAAGAAAAACAGAGAAGGCACAAAUUACCAAUAUCAGAAAUGAGAGAGGAGCCAUCACUACUGAUCUCACGAACAUUAAAAGUAUAAUAAAAGAAUAUUAUGAACUCUGUACUCACAAAUUUGAUAGCCUAGAUGAAAUGGACCAAUUCCUUAAAAGAUCUAAACUAUCAAAACUCACAGUAGGAGAAAUGAUAAUACGAAUAGGCCUACUAUUAUAUGUGUUAAAGAAAUCAUUUGGUACAAACCCCUCAUUUUACAGAUGGAGGAACAAAAAGGCCUAGCGAAAGAGGGGAGUGAUUUAUCUGAGAAUUCACAGUAAUAUACGCACUUGCAGAGGCUGGGCUAGAAAAGACCCUUGGGCCAUUGAAUAUACCUGAAACUUAGAGUUGGGAGGGACCUUAGUGAUUACCUAGGACAGUGGUCAUCAAACUCAUUAGUCAACAGAGCCAAAUGUCAACAGUACAACGAUUGGAAUUUCUUUUGAGAGCCAAAUUUUUUUAACUUAAACUAUAUAGGUAGGUACAUUGUUAUUAACUUAAUUAGGGUACUCCUAAGGCUUAUGAAGAGCCACACUCAAGGGGCCAAAGAGCCGCAUGUGGCUCGCGAGCCGCAGUUUGCCGACCACGGACCUAGGAGGUUUGGGCAUCACUUCAAGAUUGUGGGUUGAGAGAAUAGAAGGAAUGUAAGUGUGUGUGAGUGUGUGUGUGUGUGUGUGUGUGUGUGCAUGCACAUGCGCAUGGCAUAUAAAGCUGUGUAUAUCAGAAAGGAUGUGACUGUGGGAAACUCGCAGGGGUGUGUAUGCGUGCAAACGUAGGAAGUGUACUAGUGUACUGGAGGUGUGUGGAAUGGUUGUCCAGUGGAGUCUGUGAAAGCUGUCCUGUUUGGGCCCACACCAGGAAAUCCAGCUGUGCUUCCUGGAUGCUUCUGAUCGGCUUCCUAAUGGACAUGGCAGUCAGGACAAUCACCAGGCACCUCAAUAUCUGCUCCAAAUCCGGAGCUGAGCUGAAUGACUUCGCUGUCUUCACCACCUUUGGCCUGGCCUCAGCCCUGCUCCUAGGCGUGGAUGGGCCUCUGAAUGGGUUCCUGGCCAUCAUCUAUGUGUUAGCUGCUUCUUUCCGCCUGUGUUUUUAUUCAGCUAGCGGCCUUUCCUUCACAUACAAGGGUCUACCCUGCCCCUAUGCUUCCUGUGUUCUGGCCUCCACCUCCCUUCUGACCAAAGGCAACACGUUCAUUCUCUCCUGCAUGGCCUCACUUAUGAUUCUAUUCAUGAUGGACCAGAGCUACUACCCACAUGAUGAAAUCCUGGAAUCUGAGAAUUGGAAAAAAAUAGUUUAUCUUGGAGGUGUCAUCAUACUGUUUUUUUCUCCAUUCUCAAUAAUUGCUUUUUAUUGCCUGAUGUGGUCUCUCUCCUACAUCUUCUUUCCAGAUGUUCUGUGGGGCAAGACAGAGUGUCUUAGGCAAGAAGCGCAUCUAAGAAACUAAACAGCUCUUCCCACUC